AUGGUUUCAAGAAAUUUCGCCCGAGACUUAGUGAUAGGCAGUGUUGUCCUCAUGAGUUUCGUUUUUGAGAUAUGCAUAUCGAACGAGAUCCUUCCGCCACCUUGCUUCAGUGAAAUAUACUGCCAUGGUCGGCUAUUGGACACAAUUCAAAGAGCGAAAAUCCAUACAGACUCCAAAACAUUUGUUGAUAUGAAACUGAAACAUUUGCCCAAUGAAACUCUUCAUCUCUUCGACCAGUUCAUGACCAGAUUCCACCAAAAACCUGGCAAAGCCGACGUUGAUAAUUUCGUUAAAGUCAAUUUCGAACCAGAAGGAAUGGAAUUUGAAGAUUGGGACCCUCAGGACUGGAUACCGCACCCGAAAUUCGUAGAUGGGAUCAAAGAUCCCGAAUUUAAAGAAUGGGGAUUAUCCCUGAAUAAUAUCUGGAAAAACCUUGGACGCAAAAUGAAGCCUGAAGUCAAAGAGGACAAGGACUUGUACAGUAUCAUUUGGGUUCCACAUCCUGUUAUAGUCCCUGGCGGUAGAUUCAGGGAAUUUUACUAUUGGGACUCCUACUGGAUCAUCCAAGGACUACUGCUUUCCGAAAUGAGUGAUACUGCCAAGGGAAUGCUGCAAAACUUCCUUUACAUGGUUGAUAACUACGGCCUCAUCCCGAACGGUGGUAGAGUCUACUAUCUAGCUAGAUCCCAGCCACCCAUGAUGCUGCCCAUGAUCAAGCUGUACCUAGAUUAUACCAACGAUGUGGAUUUCAUCAGGACCAACAUAGGCACCAUGGAGAAGGAAUUCCGUUUCUGGAUGAACAACCAUACGAGGACGAUUGAAGUCGAUGGAGUAAAUUACACUCUGGCUUUGUAUGGGGACAGAUCUAGGGGCCCAAGGCCAGAGUCCUACUCGGAGGAUAUAGAGAGUGCUGCUUUCUUCGAGGAUCCUCUCAAAAAGGAAACAUUCUAUUCGGAAUUGAAAGCUGGGGCCGAGUCCGGUUGGGAUUUCUCUAGUAGGUGGUUCAUCAAUGACGCUACAAAUAAAGGUAACCUGACAACUAUAAAGACCAGAUCCAUAGUUCCUGUAGAUUUAAACGCAAUUAUUUAUUGGAAUGCUGCUUUGCUCUCCGAGUUCCACGAGCUACUGGGUAACGAAGAGAAAGCUCAGCAUUACAGUGACAUAGCUUCUAGAUGGAUGGAAGCAGUAGAAGCCGUGCUGUGGCACGAAGAAAUAGGUUCCUGGCUGGACUACGACACCAUCAACCAAGUGAAGAGAGACUUUUUCCACCCAACGAAUAUCGCCCCUCUUUGGACCGGGUGCUACAAUACCGCUAACAAAGACAAUACGGUGAGAAGUGUGCUCAAGUACCUCCAGAACAAGAACAUUCUCUACCCUGGCGGUAUCCCCACAACGGUGGAACACACGGGAGAACAGUGGGACUAUCCCAAUGCAUGGCCACCUCUCCAGCAUAUGAUGAUAGUGGGCCUCAACAAUACUGGCGAUGAGCAUGCUAAAAGACUGGCCUACGAAAUCGCCGCAAAAUGGACGAGGUCGAACUACAAGGCAUUCAAACAGUCUGGUGCUAUGUAUGAAAAGUAUGAUGCAACAGUUAGUGGUGGCCAUGGAGGUGGUGGUGAAUAUGAGCUCCAGCAAGGUUUUGGCUGGACCAAUGGAGUGAUAAUGGAUCUGCUCUAUCGAUAUGGGGAUGAUUUGACGGUUGAGGAUCCUGAACCAGCAGUGAAGUCGCAGAAUAGCCAGAGUAGCAGUUCAGCUUCUUCCAGUAUUACUUCCAUAACAACGGCAUUGAUAGCUCUGCUAGUGUCUCUUACAGCUGGAUUCAUAGGGGUGUUAAUUUACAAGAGAAGAACACAAAAAUCUUCUGCUAUUUUGGACAACAGAAGACCGUCGACUGCAAAAUACACAGAGCUCAGAAAUAUGCCUAAUAUUGAUAAAAACAUGAGGUGA
This is a messenger RNA of Phaedon cochleariae (mustard beetle), 1947 nucleotides long. Lineage: Eukaryota; Metazoa; Arthropoda; Insecta; Coleoptera; Chrysomelidae. The record is from the annotation of a GenBank genome assembly.